UUGUACACUGAAGAAGUUGAAGAUCUGCUGUCCAAAACCCCCAAUUCCAUCUUCCUCAGGAAAAUGGCGCAAUCAGCGAAACCAAUCUCAAGCCCAGUUCCAAAUGCGUGGUACCCCACUCUCUCCAUUCUUCUGCUCGCCUUCGGCCUCGUCAUCACCGCCUCUUUCUUCAUUUAUGAAGCAACUUCCUCUAGGAAAAAUCGCAAUCUUGCAAAGGAAUUGACUACUGGUGCAAUUGCAUCGAUUUUCUUGGGUUUCAGAUCUCUGUUCUUGCUGCUCUUUUCUGGUGUCUAUGUUUGAGUCUGUAACAUCAAAAAGUAGGACAAUGUAUGAGGUUUUACAUACUCACGAUCUUUCUUCACAUUCUAAACAUGCUGAGCUUGGUUUCAA
Salvia miltiorrhiza (redroot sage) is the source of this 390-nucleotide messenger RNA. RefSeq lists its product as uncharacterized. Gene Ontology annotation, biological process: protein N-linked glycosylation. Gene Ontology annotation, cellular component: membrane-bounded organelle. The record is from RefSeq and is a predicted model, not a curated record. NCBI's taxonomy places the organism in Eukaryota, Viridiplantae, Streptophyta, Magnoliopsida, Lamiales, Lamiaceae.